Messenger RNA from Xenopus tropicalis (tropical clawed frog), 2993 nucleotides. It is a transcript of the gene satpa, whose product is annotated as succinate-acetate transporter protein gene a. The coding region runs from base 53 to 2707 and encodes 884 amino acids. Gene Ontology annotation, cellular component: cytoplasm. The transcript has 9 exons. The record is from RefSeq and is a predicted model, not a curated record. NCBI's taxonomy places the organism in Eukaryota, Metazoa, Chordata, Amphibia, Anura, Pipidae. Gene Ontology annotation, molecular function: double-stranded RNA binding; L-threonylcarbamoyladenylate synthase activity.
CGUGAAGUAUCACUCUGCAGCUGGCUGCCGGGUUGUAUAGUGUUAGUGCAACAUGACUGAUAGUAAAGCUGAGUCCCUUCAUGCCUGUAUCGGCGCUCUUGCUAUCAGUGCAGGCUCGUUUUUGUUGGCAGUAAAUUAUUACAGUUGGACAGCGGCAACCAUAGUGAUACCCAGCACAGCCCUCGGCAUUCUGCUUCUUAUUGUAGCUGCCAUUCUGGCAUAUGUAGGUAUCCGAAAAUGCAGGACAAAUGCCUCCCUGAAUGUGUUAUUUUACUGGACUGUGUCAGCUCUGUGGUUCAGUUCUGGAAUCAACUUCAUAUUGGCAGGAAAUAAUGUGUUAUCCGCCACUAACCAGACCAUUAUGUCUGGUUUUAAUUCUGGAACCAACUUCCUGCUGGCAGGAAAUAAUGGGACAGUCAGCCCUGACAUGACUAGUGCCAAUGUUCCUGGGCUAAUAGCGUUUGCUGUGGGCCUGUUUAUUAUUGGCAUUAUGGGGAUACUUCAAAAUGAAACACCUCUUGCUUUGAUGGCAAUUGCUCUUUCUCUUUCUUCUAUUCAUGAAAUUGUGCUGCUUUAUAAAAUCAACUUUGGUGCCUCUGCUAUCGCCUGUAACUAUAUGAUUGUAACUUUAAUUGGGUUGUACUUUGGUGCAGGCCGAGUAGUCUCCAUUCUUAGUAAGGGGCAGAUUAAUCUUCCAGGCACAAGCCUGACUAAAAAGGCAGACCAGGAGCAAGGUACAAUUAAAGGAUCAAGUAGAAUAGAAUUUGAGGGCAUGUACCUUAUUCUUAAUAUGGUCGCUUCCAGUGUGUUUGCCUGCAGACUUCUGGGUAUAACCGACAGUCUGUUUGUUGGGCAAGUGCCAUGGCUUUGGACAGCAGCAGUUUUCCAGACUGCCAUUUGUAUUUUGUCAUAUCGCUAUUACAACAUGCUAGAUGCAACCUUAGUUGCUUUUUUCUCCAUUUUGAGAUUUGCUGAAGGCUAUUCACUACUUUAUCAAUAUUUUAACACCGGUGAGCCAAACUUCCCUCUGCCCUUUCUAAUUGUUUUUGCCAUCCUGUUUUUUAUCCUAUCCCUUUUCACAAGUAUUAAAAGUCUGAUGGAUUUAGGAUACGUGCUCCUGUUUGUUGCAUAUUGCAUUGCCUUAGCCUGCAGCCCUCGGGCCUUUUUUAGUGGUGGAUCUCAGGGAGUUAAUAUUGCAAUUUUUAUAUUUUCAGCAAUUCUUCUCCUAGUUAAGUUGUUUAACUUCAAAUCAUCAGCUAAGAUCUGCACUGGGCAGGGAAUCAUAGAGAAACUUUUUGCAAGUAAUACCUUUUUCAAGUUGCGCCAAGGCAAAAGCACUCAUGAGCCUUUCCUUGGUUUUUCAAAGUACGCAGAUGGGGAAGUGCUCGCUCAUGCGUGCAGCGUUCUUGCUGCUUUUGCCAUGACAAUGCCGGGCAACUCUAACACACCUCUGCUCACAGUAGUUUUGCCUUGGGUUGUGGUAGCUGGGGGCAUUUAUAACCUCAUUUGUGGAUCAGUGGCCUUCUCUCGUGGUAAGACACUUGAGAGUAGUGCUUUUAUCCUUUAUGGAGUCAUGUGGGUUAUUUGGGGACUCACACGCUAUGGUGGCCUAUAUGGAACAAGCAGAGGUUUCAAUACUGCAGUGGGAAUUAUAAGUUUCCUUCUCUUUAACAGCUUCAUUGUCUUCAGUACCCUUUUCCUAACAAAAGCAUGGUUUGCCUAUUCUCUGACAUUUCAACUUAUCUUCAUAAGCUUUCUACUAGACUCUCUAAAUGCUUUACCACAUGGCUAUGAUAUUGCAGUUACUAUUAUCUUUGGCCUUGUGAGCUUCUACUGCUUUCUUGCUACCUUAUUUAAUAGUGUUUUUGAAGGUCCCCAAAUACCAGUUGGCAGCCCUUUUAUAAAAAUCAGUGGGUUUUCAAAUGAUAAAUCAAAGUGUCCCCAUGUCGUCUCUACCAGAACAAGCUCCGUCAGACAAAUUGCAGAGAUAAUGAAGAAUGGAGGUAUAUGUGGAAUUCCAACUGAUACUGUCUAUGUUUUGGUGGCUGCUUGCAACCAGCCCGAUGCUGUGGAAAAAGCUUACAAAACAAAGCGUCAAGCUCAGGACCGGCCCAUGUCGCUUUGGAUUUCAAGCCUAGAGCAGCUAGCAUCAGCCAAACACUUAUUUAGCCCUCUGUUAUGGGAUUUCAUGCAGAGAGCAUGGCCAUCGUCAAUAAGUUUGGUUAUACCUAGAGGGCCAUGGCUGGAGGUCUUGGGUGCAAAGGAAUCUUCCAAAUACAUAGGAACUCCUCAAAGUAUUGCCAUUCGGAUCCCAGACUGCACAGUCACUACUCAUUUGAUCGACAUGGUGGGACCAAUUGCAGUUACAUCAGCAAAUCCAUCAGGAGAAGCAGAUACAACUCACCAUAAUCAAGUUUUUGCCAAGUUAGGAGAUAAGGUAGAUGGUGUCCUUUGUGAUGGGCCCUCCCCAGAGAACAUUGCCUCUACUGUGGUGGACUGUACCAAGAUUGAUAGUGGAAACCUUGGCUUUUUCAGGGUUGGCAUUGUGCCUAAAUCCCAGGUAUUACAGAUUUUCGAAGAAGUUAAGAAAAAAAAUACAUUUGGCUAUGAGAACAGUGCUUUCAUUGGGUCCACUGACCAGCUGCACAGUUCUGCUGACAGUUCCAACCCACAGAUAAAUGCAGAAAUUGAAGAAAGAGACAACUGACCAACUGCAGAAAUUUCAACCCACAAAUAUAUGUGGAAAUGGAAGACAAACAGCUGGUGGAUUUGCCACACAUUACAAACAAUUUAAAACUUGAAUAAUGGUUAACUAGGGUGUCUAUAAUAAUAUUAAAGCUGCUUAGAUUAUCAAUGGUUUUGUAUAUACUGUAUGUGCAUUGUAUAAACUGUAUGAGUUUCAAUAUUUAUUAAUGUUCAUUUUUGAUAUUUUUAUUGGAAUAUUUAUAAAUUAUUACUAUUUUUUCAAUAAAUUAUGAGAGGUUUUGUAAAAA